ACAUGGACUUCCUCAACUGGAAUUUGUUGACUGUCGAUAUUGGUGUUGGUGGCGCCACCAACAUUCUUCUGUUUGCUCGGUUUCCGACUGGUGGAGGCAGUCAUGUCGAUUGGGUUUGGAUUCUGGACUUCGGACUCGGAGCUGUUGGAGACUUGGAGUGUAAGAGACUCGGUGACUGGUGGCAAUGGCAGGGAGGACUGUCGGGCAAACAGCGUCGGCGUCGUGUUGUCAGGGAAACGGCGCGCACCGCGGAGGAGUCGGAGGUCUGGACUGGAGGUCGGAGCCUCAGAGGAGAAGUCGAGCCCUGAGCUGCCGCCUGUCGAGGAGGAGUCGCCGCCUGCCGAGGAGGAGGAGUCGGUGAGUCGCCGCCUGUCGAGUGUCGAGGAGGACUGGAGGAGGAGGAGUCGCUGUUGCCACCUUCAGAGUUCAGCCUUCUUCCUUUCCUUCCCACUCCAAGUUCUGAGUUCCGACUUCCGAGCAGAGCUGUUGCUUCGAGUUCGCGAUUCCGAGGGGCGAGGUCUGCGAGGAGGAGACGAGGAGUCAAUCUCCUAGGGUUAGAGUCGACGUCUCGGGCAGGCCGGCAUGCUGAGGUGUGAGGCCCAAUUCAAUAGUGGGAUGGGCGUGGGCCGAGUAUUGGGCUGGGGAGGUGCUGGGUAGUGGCUAAUGGGUUGGGCUGGUUAUUAUUUCGGAAUUCGGUCGGUUAUUUCGGUAAUUCGGUUCAGACGCGUCUGGUUUCCGAAAUACACUACAUUCAUUUCCGAAUUUUGAACCUAAUUUUAUGUAUCUCGGUUUCGGUCGGUUUUUGUUCGGUUCGGUAAAACCGAACCUAAUGCCCACCCCUACCAUUAGGGCAUUACGAAACCAAGUUUAAUUAAAAACCUUCAUAUUCCACUUCGAAGAUUCCAUUUCAAAAAUAGGAGAGUUUAACAUGUCAAAUCACUCAUUUGACAAAAUCUCAAACAACUAUUAAUCAAUGUUAUAUAAAAGCAAGUAGCCCAAAUUUUGUACUUUAUGGAAUAAUCCCAAAUCAUUAUCAAUUAAUGUUCCAAUUACCUUAUGUGCAGCAUAGCUCUGGAGCUGUAUUGUUUGCGUUGGUCUACCUUCAAACUUAGCCGCAUCACGAACCAAAGUAAUUAAGCAAAAAUCUUCAUAUUCCAAGUAGAACGACUCAAUUCAAUUUGGCCAACGCUUUAUACAUAUUGGUUACCCCCUGGACCUGUUGCACUUGCUGCCUUGAGAUCUUCAUGAACACAAUACAAUUGAGGAGAGGAGGCUAUCAAUGGAGUGGAGUGUGUUAAUUAAGAGAAUCAUCAUACGGCUGAAUAAACGGGGUCUUCUUGAUUUGCUAUCCGAACAGUAUGGGUAGCUCCAAUCCGUUGGUUGCUCCAUCUAUGUAUUCUAGUUAGAAUAUGUGGCAUAAGUUGUAGAGAUUAGGGUUCAGUGAUAACUUUGGAACAAGAGGAUAGUAGGUUCAUGGGGGAGGUGACCCAGCGAGUAGAAUGGGAACCUUUGGUGAGGCUGCGAUGGGUGCAUGAUUAGUAGGGCAAAUCACAGUUUGGGUCGUUUAAAUCAAAAAAAUGUUUUUACUUUCGUGCUCAACAAACUGGCCGCAUUAAUUCCUUCUAAAUUUACCCCUCCGAAAAUUCCUUUGGGUGCAUCAAAUUUGAAAUGAGAUCCUUCAUUUCUCAUUUGACCUUUAUAUUAUGCGUAGAUUGUGAGAGUGAUGAGUGUACAUGUAGACAUGUCAUUGUCCUACAAAUUCAUUAACACGCCAAAAUAUAGUGAAAUGUCACCCUAUUAAGUCAAUCUCGUAUAAUGAUCGUUGGAUUCAAUCAUGCCAGAUUAGGAAGAUGUUUAAAAUGCAGUGGUUAACCUGACUAAAAUGUUAAAAGAAUCAGUCCAAUAUAGUUUGCACAAAGAUAUGAUUGCUUCGUAGUAAUUCUGAAAACUAAUACUAAUUAAAGAAGUCGACAUUGCUUCUACAUAUUUAAUAUUGCAAUUCGAUACGCAAUAUUCAAACUAGUGAUAUUUGGAUUGUAAUUUUACGGUUAUCAUAUAUUUAUAAGAUAGAUAGAAAUUUAAAUUAAGUAUCAAAAUACAAUUAAAAUAUGAAAAUUUAAGUAUCAAAACACCAAACAAGUACUUACGGGAGAUUCGGUGGCCAGCUAAUCGUUGAAAAAAGUUAUGAUUUUCUGAAUUUAGGUUCGUAUAUGUUUUUAAUUUAAAAAGAUACAACAAAUGUACUUAAUAUGAUUGGUUAUGAUCCUUGCUUUUUUUUUAAAGUGGUCAUGGUUUGAAUCCCAGUAUCUGUCUUUUUAUGAAUAAAUAAAAAGAGUAAUUGUGA
Linum trigynum is the source of this 2344-nucleotide messenger RNA. The record is from the annotation of a GenBank genome assembly. Lineage: Eukaryota; Viridiplantae; Streptophyta; Magnoliopsida; Malpighiales; Linaceae.